This is a messenger RNA of Zychaea mexicana, 498 nucleotides long. RefSeq lists its product as uncharacterized. The coding region runs from base 1 to 498 and encodes 165 amino acids. The record is from RefSeq and is a predicted model, not a curated record. The transcript is spliced from 2 exons. NCBI's taxonomy places the organism in Eukaryota, Fungi, Mucoromycota, Mucoromycetes, Mucorales, Lichtheimiaceae.
AUGCCAACGGCAAUCGCUCAUUGCUCAAAUAUUGUGCCUAAUGAAAGACCUGGCAGCAACAACCGUCCGGAUUACAAAGUGGAUAUUUACGCACCAGGCUACAAAUACAACUAUACAAACCUGUAUGUCAAUGACUUCUAUCACACGGCCAUUUUCACCAAAGAUGCCCUGGACAUCUUCCAUCUGCGGCAGUCACUUGCAUUUCAGGCGAUUGGAAAGACGAUCACCUUCUUUGUCAUGUCUCUCACACAUCCUCAGCUGUACACCUUCACCGAAUUGGCUCACGUCCAGAUACCCACAAAGAAAUCAGACCUCUUGAAUCUCGUGGGACAUUUACACAAUCUGGCUUUCAUCUCCUCCAUCCACAAGAAUGAUUGUGCACCAUUGAGAUCAAAUCUGGACGAUUUUCGCUGUGAGACCCUGUCUACCGCCUACGUGAAAGGUCGCCAAGUGAAACUGUCGCCCAAGAAACGAUCCUUUGCGCUGACCAUGGAUUAG